Messenger RNA from Xenopus tropicalis (tropical clawed frog), 6511 nucleotides. It is a transcript of the gene adgra2, whose product is annotated as adhesion G protein-coupled receptor A2. The coding region runs from base 1 to 3915 and encodes 1304 amino acids. Gene Ontology annotation, cellular component: membrane; Wnt signalosome; plasma membrane. The record is from RefSeq and is a predicted model, not a curated record. Lineage: Eukaryota; Metazoa; Chordata; Amphibia; Anura; Pipidae. Gene Ontology annotation, biological process: canonical Wnt signaling pathway; cell surface receptor signaling pathway; G protein-coupled receptor signaling pathway. The transcript has 19 exons. Gene Ontology annotation, molecular function: G protein-coupled receptor activity; transmembrane signaling receptor activity.
AUGCCAGUCAGGAUGCUUCUUGGCAUAGGGGCACCUCGCUGCCUGUCGCUUCUUCUGCUGCUCGUCUGUCUGGUACCAUGGACCCUGGGCUGCCCGGUACUUAUCCACAGCUGCAAGUGUGUAGGUGAGAGGUCCAAACCCAGCCUGAGUCCUGCCAAUGGCCCUAGGAAGAAAGUGGUGUGUACCAAUGAGGAGCUGUCAGAAGUGCCCGACCCUGCCCUGCUGCCCAACAAGACUGUGACCCUAAUUCUGAGCAACAACAAGAUAAGCACAAUACAGAGCAACUCCUUUUAUGGACUUAAUAUUCUGGAGAAACUGGAUCUGAAGAAUAACCUAAUCAGUAGGCUGGAACCUGGCGCUUUCUUGGGGCUCUCCGAGUUAAAGAGGCUAGACCUCUCCAACAACAGAAUAGGUUGUGUAACAGCCACUGCUUUUCAGGGCCUGAGCAGCCUAAAUCGCCUGUCACUUUCAGGAAAUAUCUUCUCAACCUUGAAUCCUGGGGUGUUUGAUGAGGUGCCUUCCUUGAAAGUUGUGGACUUCUCAACCGAACAUCUUACCUGCGACUGUCACUUGCGAUGGAUUGCAUCAUGGACCAAGAAUGGCACUGCCCAAGUUUCAGACAAGACGAUGUGUGCCUAUCCCAGUGCCCUUAGAAACCGACCACUGAGGAGUCUGCGGGAAAACCAACUGACCUGCGAAGGGACUCCUGAGCUUCACACCCACCAGCUUAUCCCAUCUCUACGGCAAGUUGUGUUCCAGGGGGACCGUUUGCCCAUCCAGUGCACAGCCAGUUAUUUGGGCAACAGCAGCCAGAUCAUCUGGUACCACAAUGGGAAGCAGGUGGAAGAGGAAAAGGAGAUGGGCAUAAUAUUUGAGGAGACCAUUAUCCAUGACUGUACCUUUAUUACCAGUGAGCUGUUACUCUCCAACAUAUUGCUGUCAGCCAAUGGAGAGUGGGAAUGCAUAGUAUCGACUGAGCAAGGAAAUAUCAGCAAGAAGGUGGAGCUGGUGGUUCUGGAAACCUCUGCAUCAUACUGUCCAGCCGAGAGGGUGUCCAACAACAGAGGAGACUUCAGGUGGCCCCGCACACUGGCUGGUAUCACUUCCCACCAGGCCUGCUAUCAGUAUCCUUUCACCUCUAUUUUGCCAAAUGGCACGGGACAGGAGAUGAAGGCUUCCCGUAGAUGUGACCGCUCAGGACGCUGGGAGGAGGGCGAUUAUUCCAACUGUCUGUAUACGAACGACAUCACCCGAGUGCUCUACACUUUUGUGCUGAUGCCAGUCAAUGCAUCCAAUGUGCUGAGCCUGGCUCACCAGUUGCGAAUGUACACAGCUGAGGCAGCCAACUUUUCUGACAUGAUGGAUGUCAUUUACGUGGCUCAGAUGAUGGAGAAGUUUGUUGGGCUGGUGGACCAUGUUAGACAGCUGGCCGAUGUCAUGUUGGAGAUGGCCAGCAAUAUGAUGCAGGUAGAUGACCACAUCUUGUGGAUGGCCCAGGUUGAAGACAAGGCAUGCAGCAGCAUUGUCCAGACUUUGGAGAAGAUUGCUGGCCUGACUCUUAGUAGUAAUUCUCAGGACCUGUCUCUGAGCACUCGUAACAUAGCUUUGGAAGCAUUCCUCAUCAAACCUGAAAGCUUUAUUGGACUUGGCUGCACUGCUUUUCAGAGAAGAGAUGGGCAUCGGGGUGGUCACCGGCGUGAGAAGGACAGGAGGGAAGAAGAAGUAGAAUCACAUGCUGACCUGAGGCUUAAGUUUCGCUGCACGACUGGGCACAUCAAUGUCUCGACGCACCACUUCCAUGCUAAGAAUAACCAUGCCUUAGCUGCCGUGCAUCUUCCUCCGAGCCUCUUCGCCUCCACCUCCUCUUCCACCUGCAAGCUACAGGUCCUGGCUUUCAGGAACGGAAAGCUAUUUAGAAGCGUUGGAAACUCAUCGCGGCUCGCUGAAGACGGGAAGAGAAGAAGUAUUUCCACUCCUGUUAUAUUUGUGGGAACAAGAGGUUGUGGCAAUACUAAUUUCACCGAUCCAGUAACAGUCACUCUCAGGCACCUGGUGAUGGGAUCCAACCCACUUCCUGCCCAGUGGAAUUUUAAAGCCUUGGAGGGAUAUGGAGGGUGGAGCUCUGAAGGAUGCCAACUUGUUUCUGAGAAACCCAACAUAACGAUCAUGAAGUGCCAUCAGCUGAGCAACUUUGCCAUUCUCACUGAGCUGAACAGGUUUCCCCAGGAGGCUCAAAAUGGAACUGAGAUCCUUCAUCCAGUUAUCUACUCUUGCACAGCGAUUCUUCUCUUGUGCCUCUUCACCACAAUCAUAACCUACAUAGUAAACCACAGCUCUAUCCAGAUCUCCAGGAAGAGCUGGCACAUGCAACUCAACCUCUGCUUUCAUAUAGCGAUGACUUCAGCAGUGUUUGCAGGAGGAAUUACCCUGACUGGAUACAUCGUUGUGUGCCAAGCUGUCAGCAUCAUUCUGCAUUAUUCUUCCUUAUCAACCCUGCUUUGGAUGGGCCUCAAGUCCAGAGUAAUUUACAAAGAACUAACUCACAAGCCCCAACCACAGCAAGAAGGAGAGGCCAAUCAGCCUCCACAAAGGCCAAUGCUUAGGUUCUACUUAAUUGCUGGAGGAAUCCCAUUGAUCAUUUGCGGGAUCACUGCUGCAGUCAACAUAAACAACUACAGGGAUAACAGCCCUUAUUGCUGUUUAGUCUGGAGGCCAAGCCUUGGAGCAUUUUAUGUCCCAGCAGGAUUAAUUCUUCUUGUCACCUGGAUUUACCUGUUGUGCGCUGGAAUAAACCUAAGACGUCAGCCAGCUGAACAAAAAGAUGUGCCAGAGACAAAUGACCCUCAGCAGCAAAGUGGGGGCAUAAGCCAUCUACUAAGUGAUUCAAGCUCAAUAUCAUUGAAUAUUAAUUCAGCAGCUCCUGUGGCAGAGGUUGACAAUGUAUAUUCUUUGGAGGUACAGUUCUGGGCCCUGUUGAUUGUCCAUAUUCUCUACAUCGCACUCUGGGUGUUUGGAGCUUUUGCUGUGUCACAGGGCUGGUAUCUCAAUAUAAUUUUCAGUUGCCUUUAUGGGUUGACAGCUGUGGCUCUUGGACUUUUCAUCUUUAUUCAUCACUGUGUGCGACGGCAGGACGUUCAGCGAUCUUGGUUUGCCUGCUGCCCAUCGUACACGGAAGCUUUGCCUGUUGAAGCAUAUGUAAAAACUGGAUCCCCUGUGGAUGACCCACCUCCCGUGUACAAUGGAUGUAACCCAGAGAUGGCAAAUUCAAUCAAAGCUUCAUCCUCGCCAAGCAACAGCAGUAACUCUAAUACUGGGCCCUGCAAGAUCACAAACUUGCAGGUGGCCCAAAACCAAGCUGAGAGCUGCCCACCAAAACAAGCCAGCUGUGAAGAGAGUGAACCUGCCAACAACAAAAACGUGCCAGUUCCCAGUAGGUACAUGAACAACCUUCAUACUCGCCGGAACCAUAAAAGUAGAAGUAAGCAGUAUCGUGAUGGGAAACACCACAGGUUAAAGGUGCUUCGAGGACCCUCUUCCGAUCAACAUUCCAGUGAGAGUGGAAGUAUCCACAACAGUCACUCUGAGAGCUACCAUAGCAGAAACAGUCCAUUAAAUAAUGGCAGAACUGGGGGGGAAGCUCGGGAACCAGAGGGGGCAAUAACUCACUCUGAAGGGAGUGACAGCAGUGGGCAUCAUGCACAGAACUUUGCCAAGGCACAAAGGAAAAGUGCAAGUCGGGAUAACCUAAAACAAGCAAACAGCAUGGAAAGGGAGUCCAAACGGCGAUCCUACCCACUCAACACUGCUAACCAGAACGGUGUUCUAAAGGGUAGCAAAUAUGACAUUAAUUUUGCACCUCCUGAAAACACCACAGUCAUGAAAACUGGGCUUUGGAAGAGUGAAACCACCGUGUAGCCUUAAGUGCAGGGAUUGCGCCAUGAUAUGAAGAAGUGUCUUGACUCCACACUAAUGCAUACUAGGAACUGGGCUCUCCCCAGGCUCAGCUGAUUGCAGAUUGCUCGGUGGAGAUAGCAGGACUUCUAAGGGAAACAGAAGCCGUACCCAGAUGUCCAUGUUUGGAUAAAGGCAUGCACAACAAUGGCAUAUGUAAAAGUAUACAUACAUGCUUGGGAGAACUGCCCCCUAUAGGAAUCCAGUUUAUAGAGGAAUUUCAUUCAAAUCCUCAAGAUGUAUCCUUUACAUCUCUGGUAUAUAAUGAUCACAACCACAACGAUACCUCAUCCCAAUCAGGCACCAUAAUGCACUUAUCCUGUGUCUUGCACUUGCACUCAGUCCUAUAUUGAUUCCAAGAUCUUGUACGGUUAAUGCUUUGGGUAUAAUGUAUGAAACUCCAUUUAUAUGGAAUACAUUUGUUUUACCCUAAACCAAUGGGCGAAUAGUGGAUUAUUUUCUCAAGCAGAUAUCAAAUGUGCCUUAUUAGAAACAUUUCUGUUUUCUAUUCCUACCGUGCACUUUCAAAGUACUGGCAUCUAGUGGAAUUGUGGGAUGAUCUGAAUAACCAUGUCUGAUUUUAAUCUUUUGCACCUUCCUGCAAACUUUUAUACAAUUUCUGAAAUCUAAUUUCAAAAUUCAACAACUUGCCAAUUGGAGCCUUCAGAGGAUGGACUGCCUUGGUUUUAUUGCAAUGAGUCGUUCAAUAACAAUCGUACACAUAGGACUGUUAAAAGCAGACCUGUUUGCCCUCAGAUAAUCCUGUUUCUAAAACAAAGGGCAAGUAAAACAAAGACGGACAAUCAAUUUAGAUAUUCAAAUAUUUGUAAAUCAUUUUUGCAUGGUAUGUUUAUUGUUAUUAAAAGAGGAAAAUGUUUAUUUUUCAAAUAUAGAAUUUUAUUGUAUAUAUAGAUAGAACAGGAUCCAAUUUUUCAGAACUGUAUAUUUCUAUAUCCGUAUGAAAUGUGUUGCCUUUUUCCCCCCCAAAAAAGCUGUAAGGUUAUAUAUAUAAGAACUGUAUGCAAUAUUCUGGUACCUGCAGAAGUGCCAAGGGAAAAGCAAAUUGUAAACGUAAUGUCAGGAUAUGCUCACUUACUGUAAUUCCAGUCUAUAAUGAAGUGUGAUUAACAGUAAUUACUAGAAGUGCUACUAUAAGCAAUAGUAUGCUAUGGCGUACAGACAAAGUGCCUUCAAAAAUCUAUGAUAACCCAAAGAACCUCAGUUAUGGAAGUGACUGCCUAAAAAUGAAUUAACAACACUCAUUCGGGAAACCAAAGCUACGCGAAUGCCAUCCCACCGGCGAUUUACAUUCUUGCCGGUGGGAUUGCAUGUCUGGGAGAUUAGUUACCUGCAAUAGUGAAGAUUUAUUGCGGGCGACUUCUCUUUCCAUGUGUCACUGCUCUAAGGGUGUGAUUUAUCAACAUUUGAAUCCAUUUUUUUUGCACUAAAAAAUAUUCAAAUAACGGUCAAAAACUUGAAUGUUCAAUAUUUAUAAAGUGCAAAAAAUCCUAGAAUUUGUAAAAACUUAAACAUCUAAAAGCUUGCGAGUUUAGAUAGAAGUCAAUGGGAGUUGUCCUAGGCAAAAUCAAACCAUUUUUUUCCAUUGAAGUUUUUCUAGUUUGCGAACUCACAAAUUUGAGUUUUUCAUAUUCAGUUUUCUUAAUAAAUAAGCAAACAUUCAACUUUUUUUUUUAAAAUGUGAAUGUUUAUUCAAAGUAGAAAAAACUCUGAAAUUCACAAACUUGAAAACUGAUAAAUAAGCCCAUAAGUGCCAUAUGCAUUAGGAUUGCUAUAGCCAGAGAUCCAGAAAAAAAAUGUUUUGCUAUUGGGCUUAAGGCCCUGUUUGUAUAAAUCAACAUUUCCUUUCAUCUAAUUGGGAAUAAUGCUUUCUGAAGUGAUUAUCUCUUUUUAUAUGUGUUUCAAGGCUUUCCUAUUAAAGUUGUCCUUUACUCUAAGUCAUAUUCCUUCCCAGUGCCCUCUCCAUGUGUUGGUAAUGUUGGAUAAUCUUACAAUGCUACAUACUGAGUUUACAUCUUUAGGAUCGGCGCAUACAUCAUAAACGUGGAGAACAAGUAUAUAAAAUAGACCCCACCCCCAGUCUGCUCAUAGACAGAGCAUAGUUUAUGGAAUUCCCUGUACUAGGUGCAAUUAAACAAAGCUUAUCUUUAAGGGCAAAGUGUACAUUUUUAUCAUGUAAAUAAGCAUUUGCAAAUAGUGAUGUUACAGCCAAGUGUUGGCAGCACCUAGAGGUUGGCGGAAUGUUCCUUCUGCAUUAUGUUUGCUGCCUUUACAAACUUUGUGUUAACAGUUACACAUCCAUACAAUGAUCCUUAAAAGUGAUGAAAGUACUUAGGUUAAUGCUUUUCAGACUAGUGAGGAUGCUAGUUUAUCAAAUAUGUCAGAUCACAGGCAAAAAUGAAGAGUUUGCCACCUAUAAGGCUUCACCAAAACCAAAUACCGUGUACCAAAGAGAUGAUGUCCAAAGCAAAUUGUGUAAUCGUUUGAAUGCACCAGAAGACAUGUUUAAAACUAAAUAUAUAUUAAAUACUGUACCAAGAAA